UAUUAGGCAUAUACUAGAGAACCAUCUGACCUACACUGGGACCGAGAGCAAGCAACGGCAACAUCAAAACACGCCGGCCCAACCUCCAACUACAUAUACAAACUUAAAAAACUGGCUUCGCGGGUUCCUCCCUGUACCUGUCUAUAUAUACAGACAUCAAUAUAUUCGAACCGUUCGCCAAAAUGGGCCUCUUCGAUUGGGAUGGCGAGUCCGUCUCCUCGCGCUCGCACCGGUCAUCCCGUAGCUACCCCGGCCACCAUCGCAAGGGCAGCGACUCUCGAAGCUCUUUCUUCAACCUCGGCAACAACAGCGUCCGGAGCGUCUUUAGUUCGGGAUCUCGCAACCUCCCAGGCCGCUCGGGUUCGUAUUAUAAGCGGCAGCCGCGGUCCUCCUUCCUCCAGCGCAUGCUCAAGAAGCUCAAGCGCCUGCUUCGCGACCUAGUCCACUACGCCAAGCGCCACCCCAUCAAGGUCUUCAUGCUCGUCAUCAUGCCCCUCGUCACCGGCGGCGCCCUGACCGCCCUCCUUGCCCGCUUCGGCAUGCGCCUGCCCCCCUUCAUCGAGCGCAUGCUCGGCGUCGCUGCUCGCGCCGGCUCCGGCGGCAGCGCUGGCCUCGUCGGCGAGGCCGUGCGCAUGGUCUCCCGAGGGGGCAGCGGCGGCGGUUCCGGCUACAGCGGCUACGGCAGCGAUGCUGCGUUCGUCGAGCGCGGCCGCAGCGGCAAUCUCCAGUGGGAGAGGAGGAGGGAGUACCACGGGAACAGCAGCGACGAAGCCGGCGGAGGCUUGCUCGACGGUAUAAAAAACUUUUUUUCCUAAAGCUGAGCAGAGCGAGUGACGAGGAGUGCCGGAGAUAGCCUCUCACGCCAGAAACCCUCUCUUUAUCUAAUGGCGAGGCGCUAUAAGCGGCUCGAUGGAGUGAAAGGAUGACUCGCACCGUAACGGCUGGGCGUCGCUGCGUGAGACUGGCUGGUCGGGUUGGAGACUUUCCGCUUUUGGAUGCGGACCUGGGAUACGAAUCUCUCUGUUCUUUAUUUCGUUUUCUCCUCAUUCUUUAUAUCGGAUGUACGGUUAUGACUGGGGGACGA
This is a messenger RNA of Durotheca rogersii, 1084 nucleotides long. RefSeq lists its product as uncharacterized. The transcript is spliced from 2 exons. The coding region runs from base 183 to 815 and encodes 210 amino acids. NCBI's taxonomy places the organism in Eukaryota, Fungi, Ascomycota, Sordariomycetes, Xylariales, Xylariaceae. The record is from RefSeq and is a predicted model, not a curated record.